Molecule: messenger RNA, 3375 nt
Organism: Rana temporaria (common frog)
Lineage: Eukaryota; Metazoa; Chordata; Amphibia; Anura; Ranidae
Gene: CSF3R
Product: colony stimulating factor 3 receptor
Exons: 16
Coding region: 242-2662 (806 amino acids)
Biological process (GO): cytokine-mediated signaling pathway
Cellular component (GO): external side of plasma membrane; signaling receptor complex
Molecular function (GO): cytokine receptor activity; granulocyte colony-stimulating factor binding
Source: RefSeq, a predicted model, not a curated record
AUAUCCCUUCCUCCUGCUCUGUCAUGUAUGCUUGAUGUUCAGAGAAGUGUUUUGCAAUUUCCAGUGGGCUGGAGAGACGGUAAUGGCAUCAUAACGCUGGGAACAGUUGUUUGGUAUAACAGCUUCCCCAGAGCUGCAGGAAAACCAUAGUGCUGCCUGAAUAGUCAUAUGUAUGUAGAAAUACAGGCUGUGUGCUUCUUAUAGCAGGUGGAAAAGUAAAAGGGGCGAGAAUUUUGAGGAAAUGCAGAAAGACUGGCGUAUAUUGCUGCUAGAGGGGACUUUACUUCUCUUGCUGGUCAAAGAUGCCCAGGCUUGUCACAUUACUAUAGAUUCUUCUGUAAUUCAGCUUGGUUCCCCUCUGUUGGCUUCUUGCUCAUCCUAUUGCCCUCAGAUCGGAAGAGGAGCAGUGGUAUGGAAGCUGGACAAUGAACUUCUGUCUGAGGCUCACGUGAAUGUUCACGGAAACACUUCAUCUGUGUAUAUCAAAAGCUUCAACAAAACUUCAGGACUUCUUCAAUGUUAUGUGGACAACAGUGAAGGACUCCUCCAGUUAAUGGAUGCAGUUCUCAUUAGAGCUGGCUAUCCACCAUCUCCACCCACCAACCUGAGCUGUUUUAUGAAGCCUUCAGAUAAUACCGUGACCUGCACAUGGCUGCCUGGUGAAGACUCCCUCUUAACAACCAAUGUCACACUUUCAGUUUUCAGGUCUGUGGAACAGUGUGUGAUGCCCACAAAGAGUGAAUUUAACUGCACUCCCUUAAUGAGACAGAAUUUAUGCACCAUUUCCCGUGCCAACUAUCAUUUUAGCAGGAAACUUGCAGUAUGGGUCACUGUAAAAAAUGAGCUGGGCUCUGCUACCUCUGAUCCUCUUUGUUUCAUUCCACAAAAAGAAGUGAAGCUUGAUCCCGUUGUCUUUACCGAAGCAAAAGCCACAACUGGAGGCUGUAUUAAGUUGAAAUGGACAUAUGGUAAAGCUAGUUUUGUAAAUAACUUGAAAUGUCAGCUGCGCUACAGAAAUGAAUUUCAGACAGAAUGGGCCAAGCUUGUAGAAGUAUCUUCAGAUGAGACAAACCAAUGUGGACUGUUGGGCGCUACAAAGUAUAACUUCGAGAUUCGCUGUAUUCGUAAAACUCUAUCUGGUCAGUGGAGUGACUGGGGGCCAUCAAUCAGUCAGAUCACAUCUGAAUCAGUACCUACUGGUACACUCGAGACUUGGUGGAAGAUACUGGAGACUGCAGAGGACAGUUCAAUGAAGAUUCAACUAUUUUGGAAGCCAAUGAAAAAAGAGGAGGCCAACACCAAACAUCUCUCAUAUAUUGUGAAGGAACCUACCGAUCUUCUUCAACAAGACACUCUAUUAUGCAAUACAACGAAUCUCAGCUGUACAUUUUCUCUCCCUCUUGGUAAAAAGAGAGCAUUUAUCUGGGCUCAAAAUACAAUUGGAGCUUCUCCAAAAAAAGAGAUCAUCUUCUUUGCAAAAAAUGGAGAUCCAGUUCGUAAAAUGUAUGUGUCGCCUAAUGAUGAUUACAGCCUAAGAGUGGAGUGGGAAGCACAAGUUUCAGCUAUAGCCUAUGUGUUGGAAUGGUGUAAAAGUGCUCAGCUGCCCAGCCGUGAAAUUCAUUGGAAAACUGAGUUUAAAGGAAGCACUCACUCAAUUCUGCAUGACAAUAUUGAGCCUUACCAGAUGUACACGGUUACACUGUACCCUGUGUAUAAUGACAGCAUUGGAACAUCUGUUCAAAAUAAUGUCUAUUCCAAAGAAGGAGCACCAGCCUUUUCACCAGAACUCAAACCUGUGAGUGUUGAUGAGUCACAAGUAGAGGUGCAGUGGGAACCAAUUCCUCUGGAGAAACGCAAUGGCUUCAUUACCAGCUAUACUGUUUUUUGGAGAGACCCCAAUGGCAUAGAAGACUUUUCAACAGUACAAGGCACAGUUACAAGAUUCAAGAUAAAAAAUAUUCUCCCUUUCACAACAUACCAAGUGUUUUUAAGAAGUUCUACGGCUGGAGGCAGUGUGAAUGGUACCUUACUAAUUGUUAACACCGCUGUGCCAGGUAAACCAGACAACACUAUAAUGCUCCUGGUUCUAUUUCCGGUUUUAUUUCUGGUGACCAUUCUUGUCUUUAUCAUCUGUAUAAUGAAACAUGACAGAAUGAAGAAUCAACUCUGGCCAACAGUUCCAGAUCCAGCAAAAAGCCGUAUGGGCAAAUGGACCUCUUCCAUGGAGGAGACGCCUAGAUUAAUGGUUAACCCCACUGAUAUUUCUCAGUUCUUAACAAGUGAUAUAUCCAUUGUAGAGGGAUUGCAAGGAAAGAAACCGCUCACUGAAAGUCAUACUAAAGAGACACCUGUGACCAAGACAAAUGAAAGAAAUAAUUGGAGGUUCUAUGUAAAUACGGAUACUGUUCAGUAUGCUCAGGUGAUCACUGGAAGCUACCGCGAACAAAGCCCUCCAACCUCUAUCUAUGUGAGGUCUGACUCCACACAACCACUCUUGUGUGAUGUGUCUCCCAGUCCCCAAAAUUAUGAGAACAUGUGGUUUCACAGCCAACACCAAGAAGACAGUGUGUUCUUGGUGGAAGAAGAAAAUGUGAUGGAUUUCCCUCUUCUCCAUGCUUUAGAAAUCCAUGAGAAUGAUGAAAGCUUUCAUUUGUUUAACUGAGUGUUUCAGAUGUUGUUAUAUUGAAAAUGCAUUAAAAAAAAGCUAAAUAUCUCAUCACAUAAUCAUGCAUUGGACAGUAUAGCACACACUGUACAUAUUGCUCAUGGCACAUCAAAAUAUAUCUGAUAUAUGCUACCGUAUGUAUAAGCUCAUAGACUUGGGUUGUGAGAAAAAGCAGGACAGUACUGCAAAACGGGAAGCAGAGCUAAUGCAUGUCAUGAUCAAAUAUGGCUGCCACAUGGACAUGCAUGAUGACAAACUAUAAAUAGAAGGAAGGGUUUUUUUUUUUACUUUAAAACAUGUUGAUAAAAUAAGUUGCAUUAGGCUGAACCCUUUCUACAUGUAAGUAACCCCUUCCUUCCCUUUAAAUCAAAUACCAGCCACUAGUAAAAAAGGCCCGGAGGCCAUAAUGUUUUCUUGGCUAGUUAGUAGCAAAAAAUAUGAUUGCUAUCAAGAAGUCAGUCUUCUAAAAUGAGUCAUGGGACUAAAAGAUUAGUAAAUUAUCAGGAUUUGUAAGAUGGUGGCAUUCAUUGUGGUGCUCUGAGGCUAAUAUGAGAGAUUUAUGGUGUAUUAUAACAGCAGGAGUUUUUUUUUUUUUUUUAGCUAAUCUGUGAAAAAUUCAUGACAAUACUAUGUUACUUUUUUUUAUAGAUAACUAUUACUUUGCAAAUAUGCUGAUUAUGGCACACAACAAUUAAAGCUAUUCUUUUUAA